This is a messenger RNA of Wyeomyia smithii (pitcher-plant mosquito), 3026 nucleotides long. RefSeq names its product periodic tryptophan protein 2 homolog. Gene Ontology annotation, cellular component: Pwp2p-containing subcomplex of 90S preribosome; small-subunit processome. Gene Ontology annotation, biological process: ribosomal small subunit assembly; maturation of SSU-rRNA from tricistronic rRNA transcript (SSU-rRNA, 5.8S rRNA, LSU-rRNA). Bases 137 to 3010 code for a protein of 957 amino acids. The record is from RefSeq and is a predicted model, not a curated record. The transcript has 8 exons. NCBI's taxonomy places the organism in Eukaryota, Metazoa, Arthropoda, Insecta, Diptera, Culicidae. Gene Ontology annotation, molecular function: protein binding.
AACCGGCAUCAGCGUCGCGACGCAACACAUACGCACGUGGUUUUGUUGACAAUUUCGUAUUGGCAUCGGGCUUCAUUAUUUACCACGAUUUUCUCCGUGUUUAGUGAUGUUUCAUUAGUUUAAACAGAUUUAAAUCAUGAAAUUCGCCUACAAGUUCAGCAAUUUGCUCGGAUCGGUGUACCGAAAGGGUUCACUUAUCUUCUCUCCCGAUGGAAACUCGGUUAUCAGCCCGGUGGGGAACCGGAUUACUAUUUUCGAUCUUAAAAGCAACAAGUCACAGACACUUUCGUUGGAGAGCGAAUACAAUUAUAGUGCUCUGGACCUGUCCCCGAAUGGAUGCGUUUUAGUUGCGGUCAACGAAAUUGGCGAUGCCCAAAUGAUCAGUAUGAUCUCACACACGGUGGUUCACCGAUAUAAGUUUCGAACCGAAGUUAAGGCAUUGCGGUUCAGUCCGGAUGGACAGUUUUUCGCAGCAUGCGUUAAUAAUGCAGUGAUCGUAUUCCGGGCGCCAGGUGAACUGAGCGGGACGUACAAUUCAUUUGUGGUUCAACGAGCUUUCGAGAUAGCGUACGAUGAAACUACGUUCAUUGAUUGGGCUUCCAACUCAACGGUUCUAGCAGUGGGUUCCAAGGAUAAUUCGAUUCGCGUACAAGGUGUAAUGUACUUGAACAACUUUAGACCGUUUAUUUUGGGCGGACACCGUGACGCUAUUGUGGGUUGUUUCUUCGAGGAGAAGUCUCUAGAUGUUAACACCAUAAGCAAGGAUGGACUUUUGAUGCUGUGGGAGUGCAGUGUGGCGGUGGAUGAUCUUUCGCCAGGACAUAAACCUCUACCCAAUGAGCAACCAACGAGCAAAAAGGUAAAGAGUGAAGAAGACGACGAGGAUAAAGAAGAUGAACUGGAAGCAGAUGAAGAUUAUGAAAAAUCGGCUAAGGAUGCCGAUAUUUUCGAGCAUGUACAAGGAGACUCUAAUAAGGACGAGGAAGAGCGUGACGCACUUGGAAGAGUCGAAGUUAAACAGCCAAAAAAGGGUUUUAGAUACAAACGACUAGCUCGUCAUUAUUUGGCGGAUGAGGCCCGCAAAGAAAAUCACAAAGCGGUUGUUACAGCAGCGGCAUACCAUAAACAUCUGAAAAUUCUAAUAACUGCCUACUCAACCGGAGUGUUUUACCUUCACGAACUACCGGAUGUAACGAUGAUCCAUUCGUUAAGUAUAUCGGACCAUCGGAUCGAAUCAGUUACGUUUAAUAACACUGGAGAUUGGCUCGCAUUGGGAGUGUCGGAUCUCGGUCAGCUGCUUGUUUGGGAGUGGCAAAGUGAACAGUAUGUGAUGAAGCAACAAGGGCAUUCAACUGGCUUGAAUUGCGUGACUUAUUCUCCCGAUGGACAAAUGCUGGCCACGGGUGGCUUGGACGGAAAGGUCAAGCUGUGGAACAUCAGUAACGGAUUUUGCUUCGUAACUUUCAGCGAACAUUCCAGUUCGGUGACUGCCGUUGAAUUUAGUGGCAAUAAAAAGUUUUUCGUCAGUUCUUCCUUAGAUGGAACGGUGAGGGCGUACGACAUUGUACGAUACAGAAAUUUCCGUACGUUUACCUCACCGGAACCGGUUCAGUUUGCGUCGGUUGCUGUUGAUCAAUCUGGAGAGCUUAUUGCAGCCGGAGGCCAGGACGUGUUCGAAAUCUAUCUGUGGUCCAUGAAACUCGGAAGGCUAUUAGAAGUUCUGAGCGGACACGAAGGCCCGGUGGUAACGUUAGCUUUUUCUCCGGUUGCUACCUCGUCGACUAUGGUCUCCGGGUCGUGGGAUAGAUCAGUUCGUAUUUGGGACUGUCUCGAGACGUCUGGAGCCCAUGAAACAAUAGACAUAGCAUCGGACGUGGUUUGUGUUGCGUUCAAACCUAACGGCGAAGAAGUGGCCGUUUCGGCACUUAAUGGCCACAUUUCGAUUUUCAAUGUUAAAACGGUUCAGCAAGUGGCUUCGAUAGAGGGUAGAAACGACAUGGAAGGAAGCAAGUCCACUGGAGAUUUGAGCUCGGCUAAAAAGAACCUUCAAGGAAGAGCUUUCACCUCCAUCUGCUAUUCAGCGGAUGGCGAGUGUUUACUCGCCGGGGGCCGGUCCAAGUACGUUUGCAUUUAUAAUGUGUAUGAAGCAAUUUUGCUUAAAAAAUUUCAAAUUACACAGAACCGAAGUCUCGAUGGAAUGGAAGAGUAUAUCAACCGCAAAAAUAUUACCGAAUUUGGUAACAUGGCACUUGUAGAGGAACGUGAACAACUAGAAGGUGGCAAUGUUUCAAUCAAGCUACCAGGCGUGGCACGUGGUGACUUGGCGGCCCGUAGUCACAAACCGGAGGUGAAUGUGUUUGCUGUGCGGUUCUCACCCAGCGGUCAGUCAUGGGCAGCUGCAUCUACCGAAGGCCUGCUGAUGUACUCUCUAAACAAGGGAAUUGUCUUCGAUCCGUACCAGUUGUCAGUGGAAAUCACACCGAAAGCUAUCCGGGAACUGUUAAAGAAGUUGGACUACUCCGCUGCUCUGAUUAUGUCGCUGAAGCUUAACGAGAACAACCUUAUUCAUGAGGUUAUAGAGAAGAUACCCUACACCAACAUCGAUUUAGUUAUUCAAUCUCUACCUGAUGAAUUCGCUCACCGCUGUCUGAAGUUCGUAGCUUCCAUCGUUGCUACAAGCCCACAUAUCGAGUUCUACCUGAGAUGGUCCAACUCGCUGCUGACUCGCCUCGGACAACAGGAGAAUGUACUGACCCAGCAGACACUGGUCACACUGCAUCAGAGUUUGAACCGAAAAUAUGAAGCGCUGAAUAAGAUAUGUGAUUUCAACAAGUACACAAUUCAAGUGCUGAAAAGCAUCGGCAUCAGCGAGGAGCAAGCGGAACUCGCCAAGAAAGAAUGUGGUGCUGAUGACGAUAUGAGCGAUAGUGAGUUGAUGUUAAUUGAUAAUACGGUCGCUACCGAAGGUAGGUACAGCACCGCUAGAGAUGAUGAAAGUGACGAGGAAUAAAGUUUCUAUUGAAGAA